GGGGCUGGAGCUGGGGGCUUGUCGCCCAGGCUCCGCCCUCUCUAAAGACUGUAGUUAGUGCUCGGAGCAGUUGUGAGUGAGGUAUUAGAGCGAUACCGAGGACCUGGAGGAAACUUGCUGCCUGCGAUAAGGACACUGUGAAGGUUCUGUUCGCUGGAAGAGGGGAGGUCUCUGGAAUCCCUCCUGGAUCUUUAUUGAGGAUUCGAAAAGAAGCAGGGCCAUGGGGACAGCGAAGGUCACUACACCUCUGGUCUUUGCCAUCACAAUUGCUACAAUAGGCUCUUUCCAGUUUGGCUACAACACUGGAGUCAUCAAUGCUCCUGAGGCGAUCAUAAAGGACUUUCUCAACAACACUUUGAGAGAGAAGUCAAAAAGCGCGCCCUCUGAGGUGUUACUCACGUCCCUGUGGUCCUUGUCUGUGGCCAUAUUCUCCGUUGGUGGUAUGAUUGGCUCCUUUUCCGUUGGACUCUUUGUCAACAGGUUUGGCAGGCGCAAUUCAAUGCUUAUUGUCAACCUUUUGGCCAUCACUGGUGGCUGCCUUAUGGGGUUCUGCAAAAUAUCACGGUCGGUUGAAAUGUUGAUCCUGGGCCGAUUGGUUAUUGGCCUCUUCUGUGGACUCUGCACAGGAUUUGUGCCCAUGUACAUUGGAGAGAUCUCGCCCACGGCCCUGCGGGGGGCCUUUGGCACUCUCAACCAGCUGGGCAUCGUCGUCGGGAUUCUGGUGGCCCAGAUCUUUGGUCUGAAACUCAUCUUGGGCACUGAAGAGCUCUGGCCCCUGCUCUUGGGCUUCACCAUCAUUCCAGCUGUCCUGCAGUGUGCCGCCCUUCCCUUUUGCCCUGAAAGUCCUCGGUUCCUGCUCAUUAACAGAAAGGAAGAGGAGAGCGCUAAGGAGAUCCUCCAGCGAUUGUGGGGCACACAGGAUGUGGCUCAGGACAUCCAGGAGAUGAAGGAUGAGAGCCUUAGGAUGGCCCAGGAAAAGAAAGUCACAGUGCUGGAGCUCUUCAGAGCACCCAACUACCGGCAGCCCAUCAUCAUCUCCAUCAUGCUCCAGCUCUCCCAGCAGCUCUCUGGCAUCAAUGCCGUGUUCUAUUACUCAACGGGAAUCUUCAAAGAUGCCGGUGUUCAGGAGCCAAUCUAUGCCACUAUUGGGGCUGGCGUGGUUAAUACCAUCUUCACUGUGGUUUCUCUGUUCCUGGUGGAAAGGGCAGGGAGGAGGACUCUGCAUCUGAUAGGCCUUGGAGGCAUGGCUUUUUGUUCCCUCCUCAUGACAAUUUCUCUGUUAUUAAAGGAUAAUCAUACCUGGAUGAGCUUUAUCUGUAUUGGGGCCAUCUUGGUCUUCGUGGCCUUCUUUGAAAUUGGCCCGGGCCCCAUUCCCUGGUUUAUUGUGGCUGAGCUCUUUGGCCAGGGACCCCGCCCGGCUGCCAUGGCAGUGGCUGGUUGUUCCAACUGGACCUCCAACUUCUUGGUUGGACUGCUCUUCCCCUCAGCUGCAUUCUAUUUAGGAGCCUACGUUUUUAUUGUCUUCACCUGCUUCCUCGUUGUCUUCUGGGUCUUCACCUUCUUCAAAGUCCCUGAGACCCGCGGCAGGACUUUUGAGGAAAUUACGAGGGCGUUUGAAGUGCAGGUGCCGGCGGGGAGCCGCGCUGAGAAAGGCCCCAUCGUGGAGAUGAGCAGCAUCCCGCCCUCCAAGGACGCCGUCUAGGCCGGGCCUCCUUCCCACCUCCCUCGCAUCAGGAAAAGCAACCUCUCCCUGAACAAGGGCGAGCCCUCAUCAGGUUGUUACUACCCAGGACUGUUUUCUGAAUGCUGCUACUUGAUUCCCUCUCUCAUCCCCCAAGCUUGAUGGGCACGCAGAGGACCCCGCGCUGGGGUGGGUCGUUCUCUCCAGUGGCUCUUUACAGUUUCAUUUCUUGGACAUUCUCUUCUGUUAAAGGAGAGACCAAGGGAACCUACCUUCAUUUCCGGAGGGAUUGGCCGCUUGGCGAAUGACAGCUUUGCCAGCUCUUGCUCCCUCAGGUUCUAAUCCUGCCUCCUGCAGGCGUUCAGGGGAGCACGUGUGAGGGUGCCUUUCCUCCCACCUCAGACUUAGCAGGAAGCCGAUGCACAGAAGAGUGUGGAGGGCAGAGAGGGGUACCUAAGAGCACCUUCCGCACUUCCAUACAGCUCGGCAGAGCAAAUUACCUUGUUUUUAUUUAUUUUAUCGUCUGGUUUUAUUGCAUAAAUAUAUAUUUUUUUAACUGUAAUUUACCAAAUAAUGAAAGCAUAAGGAAAUUGAGGUUUAGAGGGAGGUACUUAAAGAGAGGUUAGAGGAUGAACGGUUUAAUUCUGAAGAGGUUAAGGUGCAAUAAGAAGGGGUGAAUUCAGGUGAUGCGUCAUCGGAGGGUGUGUGGUGUGUGUGAGGUUUGCACAUGGCCUCUUAACAGUUUCUGUCCUUCAGAUGAAAACUCUGAAGGUUAAUAAUUUCUCAGAAAAGUCACGUGCCUGUAUAAAGAUGCUACUAGUUUUCCUCUGGAACUUUUUUCUUUAAGAUUAUAUGUAGUAUUACUUGAAAUCUAGGAUUAUUACUUAGAUGGGCAUUGUAGUUAACGGUUGAUGGGGUCUCAUUUGGGAUAGAGUCCAGAGAAGGGAUGGUUAUUUCUAGAAGUCCUCUCUCCCCUCACUGGACCAAACAGCUUCUUUCUUUUGUAGUAAACUCACUCUAUUUUAUUAUUUUUUUAAGUACUCCUACUGCCCAUCUGGUGGGAUAGCCCCCAAAUGAGCAACGUAAAAUCUCGGUUCUUGGUAGAGGUUGGUUAUUUCUCCAGUUUGUUCUUUAGACAACUUUAGAUGUUGAUUUUUAUUUUGUUCUUGAAGCCAUAGCUUUAAAAGAAUUCAGAGAUAUUCAUAGCUAGCUUGGAAUUUGUAACCUCAGCAUAAGAGAGGUUUGUUCCUGGACGAUUAUUAUCCAGUUGAGGUAUGUUACACGAUAGGAUCAUCUCACACUUAUUGAUGUCUGUUACUAUGUCAAGUUACCCUUGUUACCAUGUCAUCUCAGUAUUAUGUCCAGUGCCCUCAGCGGCCUUGACCUUUCCCAUAGACACACUUGAGACAGUAGGAGUGGUUGUGCAGUGUGGGUCACGCUUGAACGUGGAUGUCUGUGUGCUGUCACUUUGCUCUGGGUGGAAGUAGUUUAUGGGUAACUUGUUUCCUCUCUGUUCCUAAGGUCCCCCCCCCCUUUGGAUAGAAUGUGUUCAAACUCAUUCUUAUGUAUGUAAAUAGCACUGCCUCUGCUGGGUGGAAUUUGCAUCUUUAAUUUGCUUUCACACUUUAUAGAGGUCAGUCUCAUCAGGCUGCCUUUUCCUUACUGGAUUUUGCAAUUGAGGUGAACCUGCUCCAACCUCAGGCAACGGGAGGAUGUAGGAAAGAUUGAGAUCAGGAUGUGACCUCCUGGGGGCGCUGGAGAGGCCCAUGGGGAAGGGAGGCCUUUUUCUUUUAAGGGGAUAAGGAACAAACCGAAGACUUAAACUCUGGGGCUGUUCAGAAUUAGGCGAGAUGAGGGGGUCUACCCUUUAAGCAGGUCUCGGACGCCUCCACCAUCAUCCAGUUUCCCAGUAUUUUUACAAAUGGAGAUUGGGCCCCUCUCCCCUUUUCCAUAUGUUGCUUGAUCUCCGUCUCCCUCUUUGGUGCUUACAUAUUUCAGGCCGUUUAGCCAAACCCUUGCCUAUGACAGUAUUUUGGUUCUGUGGUUCUCACCAUUCCCUCUGGUCGCUGAGCCUUUGGAUAAAAACUCAGAGCCAUCAGAUGGGGCUUUGCCAGAACAGAUGACUUUCCUCUAAUUGCACCUCUGCUCUGGCUCCUCAAAAACAAUGAGUUGGCAGUAAUGCAGUGUGGAAGACUUCCCAUUUCUCAGUGACCAGAUUGUGAAUAAUUUCCAAGUGGAUUUUCUACUGUUACUGUGGUUCUUUGUUUUGAAAUAAAAAUUCUGAAUGUACAUAUAAA
Molecule: messenger RNA, 3978 nt
Organism: Phacochoerus africanus (Common warthog)
Lineage: Eukaryota; Metazoa; Chordata; Mammalia; Artiodactyla; Suidae
Gene: SLC2A3
Product: solute carrier family 2 member 3
Exons: 10
Coding region: 221-1702 (493 amino acids)
Biological process (GO): D-glucose transmembrane transport
Cellular component (GO): membrane
Source: RefSeq, a predicted model, not a curated record